AGGAGUAUAUAGAGGAACACAGGGGUCUAUACAAGGACGUGAUGAUGGAGAAUCACCGGCCCCUCACAUCACUGGAUGGACCCAGUAACAGAGAUACCCCAGAGAGAUGUCCCCGUCCUCUGUAUACCCAGGAUUGUACAGAGGAGAAUCACAGGAUCCCACAGGAGGAUCAGGUAGAAUGUCUGUCUGAAGAAGAGACAUAUGUGACUGAUAUGAAGGCAGAAGAUAUAGAGGGAGAAGAAGAGACGUAUGUGACUGAUAUGAAGGCAGAAGAUACAGAAGGAGAAGAAGAGACGUAUGUGACUGAUAUGAAGGCAGAAGAUACAGAGGGAGAAGAAGAGACGUAUGUGACUGAUAUGAAGGCAGAAGAUAUAGAGGGAGAAGAAGAGACGUGUGUGCCUGAUAUGAAGACAGAAGAUAUAGAGGGAGAAGAGAUGUAUGUGACCGAUAUGAAGGCAGAAGAUAGAGAGGGAGAAGAGACGUAUGUGACUGAUAUGAAGGCAGAAGAUACAGAGGGAGAAGAAGAGACGUAUGUGACUGAUAUGAAGGCAGAAGAUACAGACAGAGAAGAAGAGACGUAUGUGACUGAUAUGAAGGUAGAAGAUAUAGAGGGAGAAGAAGAGACGUAUGUGAGGGGUGAUCAUCAGUGUAAGGAGGAGGAGAUCCCUACAGAUAUCAGCACAGCAGAUGGACACAAAAGCAGGAACAUCUCAGAAGGACAUCUAAUGUUAUCCCCGGACUGUGAAAUAAAAGAUGAUGACAGUAGACAGGAUUCUCCAGGAGAUAACCCCAUUACCCCAAUUGUACCUCCAGCCCUGUCAGCUGAUCCUUCUGAUCCUGGGAAAUGUUCUCCUGAUCACUCUGAUAUUGGUGCAUCUGUUACAGCUCUGACAGUAGAUACAGUGUUUCCCUGUUCUAUAGAUGCCAAAUGUUUUACACCGAACACAAAGCUUAUUACCCAUCAGUCAGCUAAGGCAUAUGAGAGGCCAUUUCCAUGUUCUGAGUGUGGGAAAUGUUUUACAUGCAAAUCAGCUCUUGUUGCACAUCUGAGAAUUCACACAGGUGAGAGGCCAUUUCCAUGUUCUGUGUGUGGGAAAUGUUUUACAUGGAAAUCAACUCUUGUUACACAUCAGAAAACUCACACAGGUGAGAGGCCAUUUCCAUGUUCUGAGUGUGGGAAAUGUUUUACACUGAAAUCAUAUCUUGUUCAACAUGAGAGAAGUCACACAGGUGAGGGGAACUUUCCAUGUUCUGAGUGUGGGAAAUGUUUCACACACAAAUCAGUUCUUGUUACACAUCAGAGAAGUCACACAGGUGAGAAACCAUUUCCAUGUUCUGAGUGUGGGAAAUGUUUCACACACAAAUCAGUUCUUGUUACACAUCAGAGAAGUCACACAGGUGAGAAUCCAUUUCCAUGUUCUGAGUGUGAGAAAUGUUUCACACACAAAUCAGCUCUUGUUAGACAUCAGAGAAGUCACACAGGUGAGAAACCAUUUCCAUGUUCUGAGUGUGGGAAAUGUUUCACACACAAAUCAGUUCUUGUUACACAUCAGAGAAGUCACACAGGUGAGAAUCCAUUUCCAUGUUCUGAGUGUGGGAAAUGUUUCACACACAAAUCAGUUCUUGUUACACAUCAGAAAAGUCACAUAGGUGAGGAACCAUUUUCAUGUUCUGAGUGUGGGAAAUGUUUUACUAAAGCAUCAUAUCUUGUUAUACAUCAGAGAAGUCACACAGGUAAGGAGCAAUUAUCAUGUUCUGAGUGUGGGAAAUGUUUUGCAGCUAAAUCAAAACUUGUGAGACAUCAGAGAAGUCACACAGGUGAGAAACCAUUUAAGUGUUCUGAGUGUGGGAAAUGUUUUGCUCUGCAAUUAAAUCUGGUUACACAUCAGAAAAGUCACACAGGUGAGGAACCAUUUUCAUGUUCUGAGUGUGGGAAAUGUUUUACUAAGGCAUCAUAUCUUGUUAUACAUCAGAGAAGUCACACAGGUAAGGAGCAAUUUUCAUGUUCUGAGUGUGGGAAAUGUUUUGCAAAUAAAUCAGCUCUUGUAAUACAUCAGAGAAGUCACACAGGUGAAAAACCAUUUUCAUGUUCUGAGUGUGGGAAAUGUUUUACUUCCAAAUCAACUCUUGUUAUACAUCAGAGAAGUCACACAGGUGAGAAGCCCUUUGCAUGUUCUGAGUGUGGAAAAUGUUAUACUACUUCAUCACAUCUUGUUAUUCAUCAGAGAAAUCACACUGGUGAGAAACCAUUUCCAUGUUCUGAGUGUGGGACAUGUUUUAAAAAGAAAUCACAUCUUGUUAUGCAUCAGAGAAUUCAUACAGGUGAGAAGCCAAUGAUAUGUUCUGAGUGUGGGAAAUGUUUUGCAUUCAAAUCAGCUCUUGUUAGACAUCAGAGAAGUCACACAGGUGAGAAUCCAUUUCCAUGUUCUGAGUGUGGGAAAAGUUUUCCAUACAUAUCAGAUCUUGUUAAUCAUCAGAAAUGUCACACAGGUGAGAAUCCAUUUUCUUGCUCUGAGUGCGGGAAAUGUUUUACACGGAAAUCAGGUCUUGUUACACAUCAACGAAGUCACACAGGUGAGAAGCCAUUUUCCUGUUCUGAAUGUGGGAAAUGUUUUAUAAGUAAAUUAUAUCUUGUUAGACAUCAGAUAAUUCACAUAGGUGAGAAUCCAUUUUCUUGCUCUGAGUGCGGGAAAUGUUUUACCCUGAAACAUAAUCUUGUUAUACAUCAGAGAAGUCACACAGGUGAGAAGCCAUUUUCUUGCUCUGAGUGUGGGAAAUGUUUUACCCUGAAAUCAAAUCUUGAUACACAUCAGAGAAGUCACACAGGUGAGAAGCCAUUUUCUUGCUCUGAGUGUGGGAAAUGUUUUACCCUGAAAUCAAAUCUUGAUAAACAUCAGAGAAGUCACACAGGUGAGAAGCCAUUUUCUUGCUCUGAGUGCGGGAAAUGUUUUACACGGAAAUCAGGUCUUGUUACACAUCAACGAAGUCACACAGGUGAGAAGCCAUUUUCCUGUUCUGAAUGUGGGAAAUGUUUUAUAAGUAAAUUAUAUCUUGUUAGACAUCAGAUAAUUCACAUAGGUGAGAAUCCAUUUUCUUGCUCUGAGUGCGGGAAAUGGUUUACCCUGAAACAUAAUCUUGUUAUACAUCAGAGAAGUCACAUAGGUGAGAAGCCAUUUUCUUGCUCUGAGUGUGGAAAAUGUUUUACCCUGAAAUCAAAUCUUAAUACACAUCAGAGAAGUCACACAGGUGAGAAGCCAUUUUCUUGCUCUGAGUGUGGGAAAUGUUUUACCCAGAAAUCACAACUUGUUACACAUCAGAGAAGUCACACAGGUGAGAGGCCAUUUCCAUGUUCUGAGAAAUAAAUCAGCUCUUGUCGCACACAAUAGACAUCACUCAGGUGAGGAACCAUUCUUUUCUUCUGGAGUAUACUUAUCAUUGCCAUGUAACGUUCUUCAAGGUUCUUAUCCUUUCUCCCAAGCUUUUUGCAAUACACAUGCUACCACUGGGUGAAACAGACAUCAUGUCCUCGUUUACCACUGCUAUGCCGGUGACCGGUCUUUUGCUCUGGGUACUGAGAACCCAAUACCAAUCCUAAAUGUCUAGCUGAGCUCCAGGUGUGGGUGACGCCAGUUGGCUUUGACUCCGUCCUAGUGAAACAGUUCCAUAUGAUAGAAGCUCACGACAAAGGGCAGGGCUACAGCUCAGCUUUGCUUACCAACCAGACUUACACUUGGGGGUUCAGAGUUACAAAAUGCUGAUCAUGUGUGGAAUCACUUCCUUGAGAAAGAAUCCAGCUCUGGAUUCGAAACGCGUUGGAACAAGAAGGAGCAGACACAGAGGACAUUUCACAUCGCCACCUCCGCCGCCAGCAUUCGAACUACCGGAAGUGGAGACCCGAACUUCCGGUCGCGGCAGAUCGGCUCUAAACAGCGGCUACAGCACAGCAAGUGGUAAGCAGCCAAAGCCCAGCACCAAGGCAGGACUGACUUACCAAGCUGACAGGAACAAACAUCACCAACACUAUCGGAAGCCACUCCCGGUCACGGCCUCAGCAAAGAAGAAACUAACAGGGUAAGAUAGGGAAAGUUUUUCUAUUAAGAGACUGUUUCCUCUCCUGAACUAAGUGUCUAAAAGCUCCAACUAAAGCUCCAAAAAAGGAGCUGUAAACAUUGCACUAUCUUCCUUCCCUUCCCCACCUU
This is a messenger RNA of Pseudophryne corroboree (corroboree frog), 4199 nucleotides long. RefSeq names its product zinc finger protein 585A-like. The coding region runs from base 42 to 3362 and encodes 1106 amino acids. The record is from RefSeq and is a predicted model, not a curated record. The transcript is spliced from 5 exons. Gene Ontology annotation, cellular component: nucleus. Gene Ontology annotation, biological process: regulation of transcription by RNA polymerase II. Gene Ontology annotation, molecular function: DNA-binding transcription factor activity, RNA polymerase II-specific; RNA polymerase II transcription regulatory region sequence-specific DNA binding. Lineage: Eukaryota; Metazoa; Chordata; Amphibia; Anura; Myobatrachidae.